AAAGAAAAAAAACAAAGCAAAAAUUGCGAUUUUUCUCAACGGCCGGAAAAGUUUGCUCCGGUGUGUUCGCCGGCUCUACCGUCCUCGGCGCACGUUUUGACGACCGGAAAAGUUAACUUUACUCCCGGUGUGUUGGUGUGAUCGGCGGCUCUAACAUCAAGUGCUUAAAACGGACUUUGGCGGAAAUCCUAGCGCAAACUCAAGGAGGAGCAAAGUUUUUGGGCAGAUAAUCGACGCGCUUGGGUGUAGAUAAGCCUAGACUUGGGCCAUUCCAGUGUCGGCGCUCCACCACGCUGCUUAUAUCAAGGGAAAUUUAUCAUCAGCUUUUGCCCUGAUUGUGAACUCCCCCCAGCGAAUCGCCGAAAUUUUUGCCAAGGAGGAGAAGGGCGAAAUCGCCCGGCUGUCCUCGUUUGUGGGGCCAUCGCGAUCGGCGUCCUGGUCAAGAGCACACUCGGCCCGAAGAGAAUGGACAAGAUUCUGGUGGCGCAAGGCCGCAGCGCUGGCCAGGUUGAGGAGACCAACGACGAGGCGACGAUUUUGAAGGCGAUCGGCGUAGAAAAUCCGGCGGCGAAGAUCCUCGUGGACAUGAGUCGAGUGCAGGACGAUGAGGUUGGCGAUGAAACGACUUCCGUGACUUCUGGCGUCGGAGUUGCUGCGCGUGGUGGAAAAGCUGAUCGAGCAAAAGUUGCACCAGCAGAAUAUCAUCGCCGGGUGAAGAGCGGCCACGCAGGCGGCACGUUCGGUGCUGAUUGCCGCGGCUCAGGGCAACUUGAAGGAUGCGGAAAAGUUCCGGGAGGAUAUGAUGAACAUUGCCCGGACGACGCUCAGCUCGAAGAUUCUGUCCCAGCAUAAGGAGUACUUUGCCAAGGAAGCUGGUCGUCGAUGCCGGCGGUUGCUUGAAGGAAUCGUUCCUGGACGAGGGUUUCCUGCUAGACAAGAAGCCCGGUGUGCACCAGCCGAAGCGCUUCGGGAACGGUCUUCCG
Molecule: messenger RNA, 983 nt
Organism: Culex pipiens pallens (northern house mosquito)
Lineage: Eukaryota; Metazoa; Arthropoda; Insecta; Diptera; Culicidae
Exons: 2
Coding region: 466-852 (128 amino acids)
Biological process (GO): protein folding
Cellular component (GO): chaperonin-containing T-complex
Molecular function (GO): ATP-dependent protein folding chaperone; ATP binding
Source: RefSeq, a predicted model, not a curated record